AUGGAUGAAGUGAGUAUCUAUCUAUCUAUCUAUCUAUCUAUCUAUCUAUCUAUUUCAAUCUGUUCAUAUCUAUCUAUUUCAAUCUGUUCAUAUCUAUCUAUUUCAGCCUGUUCAUAUCUAUCUAUCUAUCUAUCUAUCUAUCUAUCUAUCUAUCUAUCUAUCUAUCUAUCUAUCUAUUUCAAUCUGUUCAUAUCUAUCUAUUUCAAUCUGUUCAUAUCUAUCUAUUUCAGCCUGUUCAUAUCUAUCUAUCUAUCUAUCUAUCUAUCUAUCUAUCUAUCUAUCUAUCUAUCUAUCUAUCUCAGUUUCAAUCUCUAUACUAGAAAGAAGCCUGUUAACUCUUACCCUGAUAGUCAAUAUAAUUGUGUCCUUGAAAAUUCUGCCAUAUUCUUAAAGUCUCUAUAUCUGUCUGUUGCAGCCUCUGCAAUGCAUGCGGCUGAUGCCAAGCAAGGAGAGCAGUGCACCAGAGGAACAAAACAAUGCCAGUAUUCCCCAGCUGCUUAA
Acanthosepion pharaonis is the source of this 501-nucleotide messenger RNA. The record is from the annotation of a GenBank genome assembly. Lineage: Eukaryota; Metazoa; Mollusca; Cephalopoda; Sepiida; Sepiidae.